AUGCCAACAUUAAGAAAAUUUGAAUAUAAACAUUCAUUUAGAGCACCAAAUUUAUCUCAAAGAGAUGGCUCAAUUCCAUUUUGGACAAUAACAGGUGAUGCAAUUGCAAGUGGUGAUCAAUUACGUUUAGUACCUUCUAUUAAAAGUAGAAGAGGAAUUGCAUGGAAUAAAAGAGCUUUUACAGAAUCUGAAUUUUUUGAAAUUGAUACUGCUAUUAAAGUUACAGGACAAAGACUUGGAGCUGAUGGUUUAGCUUUUUGGUAUACAUCACAACCUGGAACUUUAGGACCAGUUUAUGGUUCAAAUGAUAGAUGGAAUGGUUUAGGUAUUUUCUUAGAUUCAUAUGAUAAUGAUGGCCAGAAAAAUAAUCCAUACAUCUCAGCAAUGGUUAAUGAUGGUACAAGAGAAUAUGAUCAUGUUUCUGAUGGAUCAACUCAGGUUCUUGCCGGAUGCCAAAAAGAUUUUAGAAAUAGACCAUAUCCUGUAAGAAUUAGAAUUGAAUAUUUUAAUAAUAUUUUAACUGUUUUAAUUUCUGAUGGACAAUCAGCACAACCACGUUAUGAAAUGUGUUUACGUGUUGAAAAUGUCUUCUUACCUAGAAAUGGUUACUUUGGUAUUUCAGCUGCUACAGGUGGUUUAGCUGAUGAUCAUGACAUUAUUGAAUUUUCUGCUUAUUCUCUUCAUAAUAAACCCGCAACUGGAGGUCAUGAUAUUCCUAAAGAUGAAAAAGAAAAGUAUGAUGCUGAAUUUGAGAGACAAAGAGAACAAUUUGAAAAAGAAAGAGAAAAAUUCCAAAAAGAACAUCCAGAAAAGGUUAGACCAGAUGAUGAGGAGGAUGCAGCAAAAUAUUAUGAAGAUGCUACUGCAAGAGAAUUACGUUUAAUUUAUGAAGCACAAACAGCAAUUCAUCAAAUUAUGCAAAACUUAGAUAAUAAAUUAAAAGAAAUUCAAAAUACACAAAAUGUUCAUACUUCAAUGCUUCAAUCAGGUGGUCAACAUGUACCACAAACGGGUGGUCAAGUACCUCAAGUUGCUCCUGGUGGUUUCCAACAACACGAAAAACAAGAAGUUAUCCAACAAAUUCGUGAUUUAUCAACAUCAAUAAGAGAUAUGAAAAAUUAUGUUAAUGAAGUUUAUACAAGAACAUUUAAUAUGGAAAAUAAAUUAAACACAGCCUCCCAAGGUGGAAUUAAUGCUGCUCUUCAACAACAAUUAAAUAAUAUUCAAGACGACCUUUCUAAAGUCAGUCGUAAUUAUGCAAAUAAUCAAGGAAAGUCUGGAGAUUGUCCUUCCUGUAUAGGAUCAUCAUUCUUUUUACUUAUUAUUGCAGUUCAAAGUGCAGCAUUGUUUGUAUUUAUAUAUUUAAGAUCAAAGGAAACGAAAGCUAAAUUUUAUUAG
Strongyloides ratti is the source of this 1398-nucleotide messenger RNA. RefSeq names its product Protein ERGIC-53. Gene Ontology annotation, molecular function: D-mannose binding. Gene Ontology annotation, cellular component: endoplasmic reticulum-Golgi intermediate compartment; COPII-coated ER to Golgi transport vesicle; endoplasmic reticulum membrane. Bases 1 to 1398 code for a protein of 465 amino acids. Lineage: Eukaryota; Metazoa; Nematoda; Chromadorea; Rhabditida; Strongyloididae. The record is from RefSeq and is a predicted model, not a curated record. The transcript has a single exon. Gene Ontology annotation, biological process: endoplasmic reticulum organization; Golgi organization; endoplasmic reticulum to Golgi vesicle-mediated transport.